AUGGCUGACGCUCAGGCUUCUAUUUCAACAUCGGUCUCAGCGCCACCAACAGACCCUAACCGACACAUAACCACCAACAACAGCGAUGCCAAGGCGGUCUUCUCUACCAUACCUGCCCCAUUGCAAGUCACCCGCGACCUGGGCGGCACCCUCUUCCGACUGGGCUACCAGACCCCCCGCCCGCCAGUCUCCUUUACCGAGAACAAAGACUUAAACGCCUAUGCCCAAUCUCUGGACAAUCCACCCCCUCUCGUGCCUCCAGGCGGCGGCGCCGUGGUUUGGUACGUCGACACGCCGCCCGGCGCCAUCAGCCCCGUCCACCGCACCGUGAGCCUCGACAUUGUCAUCCAGGUCCAGGGCGAGCUCGAGCUGCACCUCGACGGCGGCGAGACGAGGCUCCUCAAGCCCGGCGAUAUGACCGUUCAGCGGGCGACCAUGCAUGCUUGGCGGAACCCCAGCGAGACGACGUGGUCGAGGAUGAUUGCCGUCAUGUCUGAGUGUGAGCCAGCUGUUGUGGGAGGCGAGACUCUGGGUACUUUCUUCCCGCCAGCAGGACAUUGA
This is a messenger RNA of Cryphonectria parasitica EP155, 561 nucleotides long. RefSeq lists its product as uncharacterized. The record is from RefSeq and is a predicted model, not a curated record. Bases 1 to 561 code for a protein of 186 amino acids. The transcript has a single exon. Lineage: Eukaryota; Fungi; Ascomycota; Sordariomycetes; Diaporthales; Cryphonectriaceae.